Trypanosoma grayi is the source of this 752-nucleotide messenger RNA. RefSeq lists its product as hypothetical. Lineage: Eukaryota; Euglenozoa; Kinetoplastea; Trypanosomatida; Trypanosomatidae. The transcript has a single exon. The annotation marks the transcript as partial. The record is from RefSeq and is a predicted model, not a curated record.
AUGCUUCGCCGGCUCCACACGCGCAUCGUGGGGCUGGGCUCUGUCUGCGGCUUGGCACCAUCACCGCCGGCCGAAGUCUUUCUCAAGUCCCUCCCGCCGCCGGCUGAGCUUGACCACACCAAGUACCUCCGCUUUGAGCGUGAGGAGCUGGAACGCCAGCAGGCGCCACGCACCCCCACACCAUUUGAAGCGCCGGAGCCGUUCUACGAUAUAUGUUGCGGGGCAGCGGGGCACAAGCACGUAGUGCUCAUGACACGCGAGGGAAACCUCAUCACGUUUGGUGAAAACAAGUAUGGCCAAACAGCCGCACCAAGACAACAGCAACAACAGCAGCAGAAGGUUGGUGAUGGAAACCCACUUCACACGACGACGGCGAGACGCGCCACCAACUCGGACUUAGCGCCGCUGUACGUUGACCUUGGUGGGGCGUUUGCGUGUGGUGAGCGCGCUGUGGCCUGCGGCUCCAACUACACAAUUGUGUAUCAGCCUGGCGGUCGCCGUGUCAUUGGCUUCGGCAACAACCACAUGGGGCAACUUGGUGUCGGGCACAAGAAUCAGGUAGACAGGGAAAAGGGAUUUGCCGAGUGGGAUCCGACCGCAAGUUGGUGGGGUCGCAGCGGCGGCAGUAGCAGUAGCGUUAUACGCCGCAUUACGUGCGGUUUCAACCACGCGGUGUUGCAGCUCUCUUGUGGGUCGCUGUUUUCGUUCGGCAGCAACACCUGGGGUGAACUCGGAAUUGGUUCGACAGUCUC